Messenger RNA from Tauraco erythrolophus (red-crested turaco), 679 nucleotides. Lineage: Eukaryota; Metazoa; Chordata; Aves; Musophagiformes; Musophagidae. The record is from RefSeq and is a predicted model, not a curated record.
GACCUCAACACCGCCUCCAACAUGACGUGUUGGCGCUCGGAGACCCUCCAUCACUCGCCCCAGAACGUCACCCUCACCCUCUCCCUUGGCAAGAAGUUCGAGGUGGUCUACGUCAGCCUCCAGUUCUGCUCACCCCGCCCUGAGUCCACCGCCAAGUCCAUGGACUACGGCAAGACCUGGGUGCCGUACCAGUACUACUCCUCCCAGUGCCGUAAGAUCUACGGCAAGCCCAGCAAAGCCACCGUCACCAAGCAGAAUGAGCAGGAGGAGGGGGGCACCGGCUCGACCCCCUAUUACUACGCGGUGGGGGAGCUGCAGGUCGGCGGGCGCUGCAAGUGCAACGGGCACGCGGCGCGCUGCGUGAAGGACAAGGAGCAGAAGCUGGUGUGCGACUGCAAGCACAACACGGAGGGCCCCGAGUGUGACCGCUGCAAGCCCUUCCACUAUGACCGGCCCUGGCAGCGGGCCAGCGCCCGCGAGGCCAACGAGUGCCUGGCCUGCAACUGCAACCUGCAUGCCCGCCGCUGCCGCUUCAACCUGGAGCUGUACAAGCUCUCGGGCAGGAACGGCGUCUGCCUCAACUGCCGGCACAACACCGCAGGGCGGCACUGCCACUACUGCAAGGAGGGCUUCUACCGGGACCUCAGCAAGUCCAUCGCAGACCGCAAGGCCUGCAAAG